Puccinia graminis f. sp. tritici CRL 75-36-700-3 is the source of this 2717-nucleotide messenger RNA. RefSeq lists its product as uncharacterized. The transcript is spliced from 8 exons. Lineage: Eukaryota; Fungi; Basidiomycota; Pucciniomycetes; Pucciniales; Pucciniaceae. Gene Ontology annotation, molecular function: serine-type carboxypeptidase activity. Gene Ontology annotation, cellular component: trans-Golgi network. Bases 282 to 2252 code for a protein of 656 amino acids. The record is from RefSeq and is a predicted model, not a curated record. Gene Ontology annotation, biological process: proteolysis; apoptotic process.
CAAGAGUCUACUAACAUCAAUAGGAGGAUAAGGACUUCUCCAUCACAGAUACAUAAAUAGAGUCCAUCAUCAAGAAACCCGUCAUUGGAAAACUUCGAGGAAUACAAGCAAACAAAAAACUUGUGGACGACACUGCGUGAAAAACGGAACCUCGAACCUGGAAUCACCAGACAAAUAGAUACUGCGGAGGCUGUUUGUUUGCACCUAUAUUAUAAAACAAAAUAAAGAGAACGCUGUCAACAUAUUGGCCAUCGUUGCAAGAACACAUAGGCUGGAAAAGCAUGAGCUCGUUCCAGAGUGCGACCACCCGACAAGGCCUGCAUCGACGAAACAUGAACUCUGAAACCCCGCAAUCCGAAUUCAUCCAACGAUUACGGCGGUCGCCUCCCUCAGAAUCUUCCUCCUCCACCCCCUCCUCCUCCACCACCACCUCCUCAACAACAACAACAUCGAACACGAGCGGAAAGAAGAAAAAGACAGCGCCGAGUGCCUCUGAUUUUUAUGUACCCUCCUUGCCGGGCCAGCCGAAGGAUUCGCAGCUGAUUCUGUAUGCAGGCCAUCUGUCCUUCUCGCCGCCGGACACGACGAUCGAGCCGGAGAAAGACUCGUACGGAUUCUUCUUCCUGAACAAGGCGCGACACAUUGCCAACCGACCGGUGCUGUUAGUAUGGCUGAAUGGCGGCCCGGGAUGCUCGUCCUUUGACGGCUCCUUGAUGGAGGUCGGCCCGCUCAGGAUGGUCCUCAAGGGCGACGGCACUCUCAAAGAGGUCGACGCCGCUUGGAACGAAUACGCUAAUAUGCUCUUCAUCGAUCAGCCUACCGGAACCGGUUACUCUUAUGGCCCUAAACCUAACUACGUCCACGAACUCGACGUCAGCUCCGCUAACUUGGUCAACCUUCUCGCUAGGUUCUUCAAGAUCUUCCCCGAGUAUCAGCAGAUGGAUCUGUAUAUUUGCGGCGAAAGCUUCGCGGGUCAAUACAUCCCAUAUCUCGCCCAAGCAAUAUUAGACACCAACAUCAUCAGUGCGCCGCUCAAAGGGAUCAUGAUAGGCAACGGCUGGAUCGAUCCGAUCAACCAAUAUCUAGCGUAUCCCGAGUUCGCAUUCAAGGUUGGUCUCGUCAACCCGUCUUCCAAAGCCGCCGACCUGGUCAACGAAGAGCUCAAGAAAUGCACCGAAUGGAUCGACUCUAAUUCUACGACGCCGAUCCACAUCGAGGCGUGUGAAGGCAUCCUGAGCGCUAUCACUGACUCCACCGUCCAAACGGUGAAUUCGCAAAAAAUGUGUCUCAACAUGUAUGAUGUGAGAUUAGUGGACAGUUACCCAGCAUGCGGCCUAACCUGGCCGCCAGAUCUCGCGGACAUCACCCCCUAUCUCUCGAGGACAGACGUCAAACAAGCCUUGCAUGCCCAGGACCAUGCCGCCGAUUGGGUCGAAUGCGAGGCUAAGGUCGGCAAUAACUUCUGGGCUAAAACUUCGCAGCCUUCGGUCACUCUGUUCCCUAAACUGUUGGAUAAAAUUAAAAUCUUGCUGUUCUCCGGUGAUCAAGACUUGAUUUGUUGUCAUACUGGGACCGAACGAAUGAUCGAUCAUUUGACAUGGGCAGGUCAUCAAGGAUGGACGUCCCAAGCCAUCAAUCAACCUUGGAAGGUCAAUGGGAGCUAUGCUGGUCUCUGGAAGGAAGAACGAAACUUGACAUACGUUCUCGUCGCAAAUGCGUCUCAUAUGGCCCCGUACGAUGUGCCAUAUGUGACUCAAGAUAUGCUGGUGCGAUUUCUGGGGAUCGAUGUGAUGACAGCGGCGGGACCGGCGGCGCAGAUCACGAGUCGGAUCGGAGAGGAGACGGCGACGAAGGUGAACCGGGUGGUGAUGAACGAGACGAAGCUAGGGCAGGAAGGGAGCGGGACGACGGGGCUUGCGAUGACGAGCGGGCCGGUGCAUGACGAGAACUACUACAACGCCUCCUCGGCCAUGCUCUUCCUCACCCUCGUCGGCCUCGUCGUCGGCCUCAUCUUCUUCGUCCGAAGACGCUUGCGACGCGACGGCCAUGGCGACUUUGCUCAUCAUCCCUCAGAUGAAACUGAAAUCAUCCUCAAAAAUCACCAUCAUCAUCAUCUUUCCCCCGAUUCGUCGCUGCCUCGCUCCGCUCGUGACCGCCAGUUUCAGCCCGUUCCUACGGACGACUUGGAUGACCAUCACCUCCAUCCUAAUCUUCCUUCCAAUAACACUUCGUAUCAGGACUUACCUCGCUAGACCUCCUCCCCCCCCCUUUUUUCGCUUUUUUUCUCCGGUUCUUUGCCCCCCAUUUCGCUUCAAGAAUCCCUUUUACACUUCUUCCAUCUCGAUAAACUGAAGCCUAUCAUCUUAUGGUUGUUUAGAAUUUAAAUAUAUAUACAGUUGUUGCCUCUUUUUUUCCAUUUUAUAGAUUUAUUCUUACAUAUAUUAUGUAUCAUUCAUCAAUGUAUAUAUAUACAUCAUAUAUACACUUAUACACUUAUAUUUGAAAAAAGGACCUCCUAGAAUUUGAGUUUCUAUUUCCAACUUGACCAUCUAUUCUAUUCUUGUGUACACCAUAAUCCUUGAGUUUUCACAUAUAUCUUACUAUAACUUUCUUUGAAUAUUUCUUCCUUAAUUUUUUUCUCUCUCUCAGCUUUUCUUACUUGUCCUUUUUUUUUGAUUGAUUGGUGGUUGUUGUGAUUUUUUUUUUCUUGUGUUGAC